AUGGCAGGAAAAGGCACUGAUCGUAGAGGCAAAACAAAAGAGAUUAAAUCUACCGCAAACGAUUUGGGAGAAAACUUGGCCGCCUUUACAUUACCAGAUAGUCUACCGUGUUCAGAAAUAGAGUUCCCAAUAUUAAUUAAAAAGACCAAUAAAGCCAAUUGGACAGAAAUUCUUGAAGAGAGUAACAGAAAUCUAAAAGACAUCGAAAAUUAUGUAGAAAGCAUGAAAGAACCACUCGAGAAACCUCCUUUUCUUAAAAGUGAAUAUGAUUAUAUAAAAGACAAAAUUUUUAUUUAUCUAAUACCUGCGUUGGAGGAAACUCUUUACAAAGCAGAGCUCUGGGACGCUUUAAAGAGCCAAAAGUGUUUCUUUAAUGGCAUCGAUCACAUAGCACAGAUACUUUGGAACAAUAACCCGCGUAAUCCAGAACGGAAGCUGAAUAAUUUACAUUUAUUCAACAUGCCCUGGGUUCGUGAGCAUCUUAAGAAAAAACCCCGGCCUUAUUACCCUAAGUCUUGGCUAUGGUCAGAAGAAUAUGCAGCUACAUUAAUACAAAAAACUGUUCGGCAAUAUUUCGUACAACGUGAAGAGGAGGUGCAAGAGAUGCGUGACUUCUGGAAGAAACUGGAUAUUGAACAAGGUCGCCCAGAUUUAGAAACAAAUCCAUACUUGGCCAAAAAGUUUGCCUCACAACAAGGAAUACAUAAAAUUUAA
This is a messenger RNA of Nymphalis io (European peacock), 714 nucleotides long. RefSeq names its product IQ domain-containing protein K-like. The record is from RefSeq and is a predicted model, not a curated record. The transcript has 5 exons. Lineage: Eukaryota; Metazoa; Arthropoda; Insecta; Lepidoptera; Nymphalidae. Bases 1 to 714 code for a protein of 237 amino acids.